AUGAAACCAUACAAAAAAACUCAUGAAUAUAAAUUUUUAUCUAUUUUCAUUUUUUUAUUUUUGUUUUGUGGACGUGUUAAAUAUUUUGACAAGGCCAAAUCAUUCGCAUUACCUUCCGUGAUCAGAUCGAUCAAGAAGUUUCUAUUUUUAAUCUAUCUACCUCAAUCAUUUCAUUAUCUAUCUAUCUAUCUUAGUCUUUUCAUUAUCUAUCUAUCUAAUUUCAUUAUCUAUCUAUCUAUCUAUCUAUCUAAUUUCAUCAUCUAUCCAUCUAUCUAUCUAUUUUAUGACAUUUAUAUGACAUUUUCUGUUUAUACAUUCUUUUUAUAUCUAUCUAUCUAUCUAUCUAUCUAUCUCAGUCUAUUCAUUAUCUACCUAUCUUGGACACGUAGCCGAGUGGAAGAGACCGAAGACGAAUCGAGGAAAACCAGAAGUGAUGGAAUUGGUCUGAUCAACACAGCCGACACCAAGGCCCUGAUCAAAAUUGAAGAUUAUCAGUAA
Molecule: messenger RNA, 498 nt
Organism: Acanthosepion pharaonis
Lineage: Eukaryota; Metazoa; Mollusca; Cephalopoda; Sepiida; Sepiidae
Source: the annotation of a GenBank genome assembly